Molecule: messenger RNA, 1590 nt
Organism: Striga hermonthica
Lineage: Eukaryota; Viridiplantae; Streptophyta; Magnoliopsida; Lamiales; Orobanchaceae
Source: the annotation of a GenBank genome assembly
AUGGCAUCCCUCACCUCUACCAAACCACUAGGAUUCUCAACAUGGUUCACGCUAUUAGCCUAUCAAGUUUCAGUCUUUGCAUUGUCUUAUCGAAUUUCAUCUUCUUUUUUAUUGACAAGAAGAAGAAGAAGAAGAAGAAGACGAUCGAUCGACGUGCUACCGGACGCUAUCUUGAUCUCCAUCCUCGACCGCCUUCCGUUCAAGGACGCCGUCCGUACGUGCGUCCUGUCCCGAAGGUGGGCCAGCCUCCACAAAUCUGUUAUCCACCUCGACCUCCGUUGCCACCACCUCGUCUGCCGCCCCUAUUCCCGCACCUGGAUACACCUCUUGCUUCAACGAUACUUGUUUCAGGACAGGGACGAUUACCACCCCGAGCCCAUCGGCUUUUUCCGGAGCCAGAUGGUAGCCUGGAUCGCGCUAAAGUAUUUCCGCACCCGAAAGGGCUCUGAAAUCAGCAGCCUCAUCUUCUGCUGCUGCCUGUCCCAGUCGUACAUGAUACGCUUGCAACAUUUCGUAUCCGCGCACUUGGGAUCUGUGAGGAAACUUGCCGUCCAAUGUUGUUGCGAGUAUAAAAACUUGUGCAGUCGCCCGUUUUCCUGUACCCACCACCUUCCUGAGACCCGCUGCCUCACCCACCUGGAGCUCGAAAAUACAACUCUUAAUCCCAACUCAGCAAGUGGGUCCCUUCGGAUUCUCAGGCUUAGUCGAGUCGAGCUGGCGGAGGGCUCCCUCGAGUGCCUCCUGUCUGGGUGCAUGGCUCUCCGCGCGUUGAGGAUGGAUUACUGCAGGUAUCCUCCCGGUUCUUCGACCUUACGCUUCUGUGGGCCCCACCUUAGGCUCGAGUGCCUUGUCAUCGAGAUGUGUGCAGGGGUACGUGAGAUCAAGUUCCAUGCGGCCAGUCUCGUCAGCAUCGAGUUUCAUAACCGUGAGCCGGUCCGAUUUGUAUUCCAUCACGUCCCUCGUCUGCAGAAUCUGCACAUCCACAUGCAUUGCGUCUUGGAGAGAUUGCCCUUCGUAUUGCUGCCUGGUCAACUAAGGUCGUUGACCGUGGGUAGCGCGUACGAUAUUGAUAUGAUUCAGGUGGUCCCCCUAGAUGCUCCGGCCAACACGUUCAGCAACCUCAGGCGAUUAAUGCUCAAACUUGGUUGUACAGCUUACAAGGAUAUGAUCUUUGGGAUGAUUUCAUUUCUAAACAUCUGCCCCGUCUUACACGAGUUUCGCUUAGAUACAGAAUUUGUGGACGACGAUGGCCUGAAGAUGAAGAUGCCGUCAUCGGACACACUAAUCCAUACGGAGCUGAAGAAAGUGGAAAUAAACGGAUUUUGUGGGACAAUAAACGAGAUUGAAUUUGCAUCGUUCAUAUUAGAAAACGCAACAUCUCUAGAGCAAAUGCAGAUAAACAGGUGCCCCAGAUGGGAUAUUGGAGGCAAUCAGAAGUGCCCCAAAUGGGAUAUUGCACGCAACCAGUGGUGGAUACAUAAGCCCGAGUGGAGUGAAGAGACGCGCCAAAAGAUUCUCAAACUAGUGCAGGGGGCCAAAAAUUUCCAAGAGCGCACAAGUGAUUAUUCGACAUAUUCCUCCUUAUGGUAA